Molecule: messenger RNA, 1095 nt
Organism: Pediculus humanus corporis (human body louse)
Lineage: Eukaryota; Metazoa; Arthropoda; Insecta; Psocodea; Pediculidae
Product: class A rhodopsin-like G-protein coupled receptor GPRnpy1, putative
Exons: 2
Coding region: 1-1095 (364 amino acids)
Biological process (GO): G protein-coupled receptor signaling pathway
Cellular component (GO): membrane
Molecular function (GO): neuropeptide Y receptor activity
Source: RefSeq, a predicted model, not a curated record
AUGGACGACGAAUCGAUACAACAUAACGUCGCGUUUCAAGGAUUCAACACUACGAGAUUAUUAGAAGAAUCGAAAAACAUAAAUCCAAACAUAUUGAAACUCUAUCAACUUAACAGAAAAGUUGACGGUUUGGCUUUUUAUUCGCUUAUAGUAGCCUACACAUUCCUCAUACUCGUGGGUACCUUCGGUAAUUUUUUGGUUGUUUACGUAAUAAUAACAAAACCGGCAAUGAGAACCGUUCGUAAUUUAUUUAUAUUAAAUUUAGCGAUAAGCGAUUUAUUAUUGUGUUUGAUAACGAUGCCGUUGACACUCAUGGAAAUACUAACGAGGUACUGGCCUCUGGGUCACAACGGUUUCAUAUGUAAAAUGAUAGGAACGUUCGAAGCCAUAAGCAUAUUCGUAUCCACGUUUUCGAUAACGGCUAUAGCACUCGAUAGGUAUCAAGUGAUCGUGUAUCCAAUGAGAGAUUCCCUACAUCAUUUGGGUGCUUUGAUUGCACUCGGUGGUAUUUGGCUAUUAAGCGGAGUACUCGCGAGUCCCAUGUACUUUUGCAGAAAGUUGGACAUACUACAAGACGUUAAUUUCACACAAAUCGGUUUAGACGGUUUGGCUUAUUGUUUGGAAGAUUGGACCAUACCUCACGGACGAGCUUUGUAUUCCAUAUUUGUUUUGAUAAUACAAUACGUCGUACCUAUCGUUAUUGUGUCCGUUGCUUAUUCGCGGAUAUGUAAAAAAUUACAAUAUAGGUACGUGAGAAAAUCACGUGAAGAUAGAAGAAGAAAAACGAAUUCGUUAUUUAUUGCGAUUGCCUUAGUCUAUUGCAUUUCCUGGUUGCCGUUGAAUUUAUGUAACGUCGUAUAUGAUGCUGCGAAUCCUUUCGGUGAAGAUUUUCACACAACAAUCGUUGUUUUUGCCGUUUGUCACAUGAUGGGUAUGUCUUCUGCUUGUUCGAAUCCUUUCCUGUACGGAUGGCUUAACGAUAAUUUCAGAAAAGAAUUUAAAGGUGAGUGUUUUUCUUUUUUUUUUUCAUACCAUAUCUCGCGUCGUGUCGUUAGAAUAAUAAUUUUUUCCAAAUUAUUAUUAUUAUUAUUUUAA